Molecule: messenger RNA, 1532 nt
Organism: Hemibagrus wyckioides
Lineage: Eukaryota; Metazoa; Chordata; Actinopteri; Siluriformes; Bagridae
Gene: inka1a
Product: inka box actin regulator 1a
Exons: 2
Coding region: 531-1367 (278 amino acids)
Cellular component (GO): nucleus
Molecular function (GO): protein kinase binding; protein serine/threonine kinase inhibitor activity
Source: RefSeq, a predicted model, not a curated record
CAGAUUGGUGAAGGAUCAGAUGUGCACACUGCUCCUGGUUCCUCGAAUGCACUUAAUAAAUUCAGGAGGUUUAGUUCAGUGCUCCUGUAGUUUUCCAAACUCUGAUAAGCAACGGAUGAGCCGAAAUGUUUUUGUGUAAAAAUCUGGACGUAUUUGUGCGUCCACUUCUCCAGAAAUGCGUAGCUGAUUUGCAGAUGUUGUUUAUGUUUAUUGUUGGAAUGAGUAUAUAAAGAUUUACGCAAGGUUUUAUCGAUAAGAAAUGUAAAUAGUGAAGACUCUUGAAGUUCAUUUUCAAGCAAGCUUUGAUAAACCGUCAUACUCAUUUCGCAAACAUGGACACAUCGUCCCGCCCUCUGGUUUACAUUGGAUGAAAGGCAGAUUAAGUUUUUGGGCAGUGCUCGCAGUCCAGAUUUAAAGACUAUCCCAUCUGGAAGACAGCAUCAAGACAGCAGCUCUUCCUGCUCACUGGAAAAGACUUCUGUUUGUGUGUCCAGGACUCGGGUGGAUGUCUCCGUGAGCAUGUGCGCUGUAUGAUGCGUUCGCUGCAGGACCUGAAACAGCUACACCAGACCUGCGCCAUGCCCAUCUCCUCUGGCCCCUGCAAGGUGCUGAUUGGACGUCGUGAGCGGCGAGCUCGGCUCCGAGUCAGUGACGCCAGCGACACCAGCAGCUCCGACUCGGCCUGUCAGCUGUCCUGCCCCCUGGAGGAUGAGAACAGCAGUGCGGCCAGCAGCCUUGAAUUUGACUCGGGUUACUCGGAGGCAUCGUGGCCUGACGAGGGACCUGUGGUGCUGCGCAGAUUCAGGAAAGUGCGCGCCGCAUCGGUCGAUUUUGAUCUAGAACCGAGCCCCCGUCCCAAAAUACGUCCCAAAUCCACGUCGGACGCCUGUCUGGAGAAGUGGACAUCGUUCGAGGUGCCGAGCGAACCGGAAGACUGGACGGCGGCGCUGCUGACACAAGGGCGCAACCGCCACCCGCUUGUUCUUGGGGAUAACAGCUUUGCUGAUCUCAUUCAGAACUGGAUGGAUUUGCCAGAGUGUCCGUCGGAACCGACAGAACCGAAGCCGAGUGCAAGCAAGCGGCUAGCCAAGGACUUUCUGGUCAACGUGAGGCGGAGGAUAGCGAGGAUUUCACAGAACUUAGACGGACAGAAAAAGCUGGUCACGGACUCGUCUCGCUCGAACAGAGCGGCCACGGCAACCAAACGCCUCUCGUGUCCCAUCGACGUUCCGCGGAAAGUUCCAUUUUUCCACAAAUCCCACAUGGACCUCCAGGAACUCGAUACGGACUUUCACCGUUUCACGGCGCUCAUGAAGACCGGCAGCAGACAGCCGAUCAUCUGUAACGAUAUCAUUGGGUACAUUUGAGUGACCGAGCGGACUCUCUGACUGAACGGACUCUGAUCUUUACGGACACGUCGCUUUUACACCAAACAGCUGUAUUAUUAUUGCCAUGUUGCUAAUGGUCAAGCUAAUAAUAAUAUUAAUGCUCACGCUAUAGUAACAUUAUAAUAAAAACCAUCUUGUAAAUUU